Molecule: messenger RNA, 1495 nt
Organism: Nomia melanderi (Alkali bee)
Lineage: Eukaryota; Metazoa; Arthropoda; Insecta; Hymenoptera; Halictidae
Gene: kri
Product: uracil phosphoribosyltransferase krishah
Source: RefSeq, a predicted model, not a curated record
GUAAUUAAUCGUACUUUUCGUUUGCCUUUAAACGUUGGCAUCACCAACCGUAUACGUAAUUUUCUCAGAAUAGGAAUAGUAAAUUACUUUCUUUAAUGGUGUCUAUUCCCCUAAUGCAAUACAAGAUACAUUAAAAAUAUAAAAUCCGAUGAUCCCACUCGUCACCGCUAGUCAGUGUCCAGAGAAAUUUCGCACGCACGUGAAGAAUACAAUAUGGGCAGUAGUACUGAAAUAACGUCGAUGACGAAGAAAUCGAACGACAGUAACGAUGUCAACGACGUGUACGGUCCAAAUUUGAAGAUACUUCCGUGUAACAAUCAAGUGAAAGAGCUUCAAACUAUAUUGCGAGAUAAAAACACCACGAGAAGCGACUUCAAAUUCUACGCCGACCGAUUAAUAAGAUUAGUUAUAGAGGAAAGCUUAAAUCAACUUCCAUUUUCCAAAUCUGUUGUUACCACACCAACAGGGGUCAAGUAUGAUGGCUUAAAGUAUCAGAAAGGAAACUGUGGAGUGUCCAUAGUAAGAAGUGGGGAGGCUAUGGAACAGGGUUUGAGGGAUUGUUGCCGUAGUAUAAGAAUUGGAAAAAUAUUAGUUGAAAGUGACGUGGACACUCAUGAAGCUAGAGUUGUUUAUGCAAAGUUUCCAGAUGAUAUAUCAGAAAGAAAAGUAUUGUUAAUGUACCCUAUAAUGAGUACUGGAAAUACUGUGAUAAAAGCUAUAGCUGUAUUAAAGGAACACAAUGUGCUUGAAGAGAAUAUUAUUCUAUCAAAUUUAUUUUGUACACCAAUUGCUGCCAAAUCUCUAGUCACUGCAUUUCCUCAGAUGAAGAUUUUAACAUCAGAGAUUCAUACUGUGGCCCCUAAUCAUUUUGGACAAAAAUACUUUGGCUGUUCUCGUUUCGUCGGAGGAGAGAGUGCAAAUAUACAAGACAAAGAUAUUUGAAGAAUUUGUGUUAUACAUACUAUUUAGGGCUUAGAAGUCAGUUUUACUCAUUAACCAACGAAUUUAUAACGAAAUGAGUUUAUACAAAAGAAAAUAUAUAAGUACGCUUUGAAUUUUUUAAUUUGAACAAAGCAUAAUUUGCAAAGACUAAUUAUAAACAUAUAUAUUUAAUAGCAAUAUUAGUCUCUUAAUUAUUGUUGACAUGUAUGAUAGAUAAUUAUUUUUGAAAUGAUAAGUAACAAUAUGAAUAUGACUUAUACAUACAAUGAUAGAGAAAUUAUUCAAUAUUAGAUGUAGGUACACAACUAGAAAGUACAGUAAUUUAUUAAAUAUUUAGAAAGAAUACAAAAUUUCCUUUAGUAUAUUAGAAAUUAGCAUAAUUGUAACACGUUACUUACCGCAUUGUAUUGCAGACGAUCCUGGAAGAGAAAUUUAUUAACGUUUAAAUCUACAUAAUUCUAAUGUUUACGAAAUCAAUAUAUGUAUCUGAAAUUUAUGUAUGUACAGGAUUACUUAAACAGCUUCUUAAACUUCUAUUAUGAUAUUUAUUAAU